Melospiza melodia melodia is the source of this 2171-nucleotide messenger RNA. It is a transcript of the gene STRA8, whose product is annotated as stimulated by retinoic acid 8. Gene Ontology annotation, biological process: meiotic cell cycle; cellular response to retinoic acid; activation of meiosis. The transcript has 10 exons. Gene Ontology annotation, cellular component: nucleus. NCBI's taxonomy places the organism in Eukaryota, Metazoa, Chordata, Aves, Passeriformes, Passerellidae. Bases 1 to 1422 code for a protein of 473 amino acids. The record is from RefSeq and is a predicted model, not a curated record.
AUGGGGGCCCCGCGGCGCCGCCGGCACCGCCCGCCCACGGCCGGGGCGGGGCGGGGCGGGGAGGGAAUGACCCGGCCCAGACCAGCUCCAAGCGGGACUACAACUCCCGGCGUGCCUUGCGCGCCUUUUCCCUGCCCCACUCUCCACCCCGCUGGCGCGUCCAGCCCGCGUUUUUCCCGCCUUCUGAUUGGUCGCCGCCGGGCGGCGGCUGCGCGCCGAUUGGCCGCCCGCCACACGGAGCGAGCGGGCCAUUCCCGAGGCUCCCGGCGCGGCCCCUCACGGGCUUCCCCCGGCCGGCCCGCGCCUCCCGACCUCCGCCGGAGCAGCAGGGGCGGGCACUCUUACCUCUGGGCUGUGCUUGCGCUUUCAACAGGCACAGCUGGAGACUGUAGGAAGACACAUGCCAAAGCGAGUCUCAAUCCCCUGAGACACCUGCAAGAGGCAGAACACUGCAUGGCAAAGCAGCACUUGCCACAGGCACACCACUGGGUUCCUCUGGCAAGACUCUUCAGCAGCUUGCGGGGAAGAGUUUUAUCCCAGUCAGACAGCUGUGCCUCGAAGUAUCAGGUUUUGCGUAAGGCUAAGACAUCUAUCCAGAAGCUGGAGCAAACCUUGUGUUCUUUGCUGAAGAUGAAAGCCAGCUGCAGUCUGGAGGAUGGGAGCCCAUCCAGCUUGGAGGAAGUCAGGGAGGAAUAUGUCAGGAGGCAGUUUGGCAGUCAGAGCACUACAUCAGCCUCAGAAGAUAUGAGUGAAAGUGACUCUGCCAUCUGGUAUUUGCUUCAAGAAUGUGAAAAACAAACCCUGGAAGAAUAUGAGAAGCCAGAAUUGAUCCAGUUUUCAGACACUUUAUCCCCAGAUCUAGUGGAAUUUGAACGAUACCUGUAUUUUUAUAAGCACACAGUGGACCUGCUGGUAGAGCAUGGAAUUGUUUGCACCGGAGAGGUGCCUCUUCCUGAGGUCUCCACAGCUAUUUCCCAUCUCUGGCAAGAGCUUUCUGAAGAGAGCAGGGACAGCAUCUUGCAGUACUGUAGCCAGAGAGAUUUCCUCAUGGAUCCCAAGGCUGCUUGCCCAGAGCCUGCUUGCACUGAAGGUAGUGUGAGGGACAGCGGAGGUAACAGUGAGGAAGCCAGUGGUUCCUCAGUCUCCACACCAGAGGAAGUGAUGUUUGAAGAUGCAUUUGAUGUUGCUGCUGGUUUCCUUGACAGAAGCAAGGCUCAGGGAUUGUCCAGCCAGAGUUCAGCAUUUGCAAGCUGCACUUCUGAAAAUCCAGAGGAUCACCAGAGACUCUAUGUGCAGGUCACUGACUUCCUAAAACACCUCUUCUUCACUAAUACACAGUUUUGCCAGGAAGAAGACCUUCACUAUGAUCAUGAGACCGUGAUGCUGCGGUGCACGGAGACCUUCGAUGAUGAAGAUUUCUAAGCAGUGUCUCCAGCAAUGUUUUGCCAAGCCCUGCCAGAUACACCAGGCAUGGGAGGAGCCUCACCUCUCUCAGUGAGCUGCCUCUCUCAGCAGUGUGGAGACACUGUGUUGGUUUGUUAUCAUUGAUUUCUCCUUCCCUCAUUAGUAAUUCUUGAUAUAUCAGUUGAUUAAUUUAUACUUUUUAAAGGUUUUAAGGGUCUUAGCUAUUUAUUAAUAUAUGUUUUUACCCAUUGCUAUUUAAUGUUUAGCCUUGCUUCACAAAGAAAUGGAGGCAUGUACAGUUAUGUGACCUUGCCUAGCAUAAGGUGUGGGAAGAGCAGCAGGGAGGCCAGAUCAGUGGCAGUAUGCACACUCCCACAGGAUGCAGGUCUCAAACUGCACCCUGCAAAAGUCACCUCCUGGCAGUAAUUAUUUUUCUGGUGCAAUUUUUCAUCUUGGGCUCAUAAGGAAAGAGGGAUUUCCUCACAGAGAGUGGAAUGAGGCUCUUCUGUCUCUUUAUGAGGACAGCAGCAGUAAGCACCCACUCCCCAGUCACCCAAAAAAGUGUGGGCACAGUAAUACACUUUGGAUUAUUUACUUUUGUGAAGUGUGUAAAGCUGAGUGAUCAGCCCUGUGCUUUUCUUCCACAUCUAAUUCUUGGAUGAGUAGUGCUGCUCAGAUAGUGUCUUGGAAUUAAAAGUGCUGUGAAAUUGAAUAAAGUCCUUCACAUCUCUGAGUUAUCAUUAAAGGCUCUCUGCAGACUUGAACAA